Molecule: messenger RNA, 942 nt
Organism: Talaromyces atroroseus
Lineage: Eukaryota; Fungi; Ascomycota; Eurotiomycetes; Eurotiales; Trichocomaceae
Exons: 2
Coding region: 1-942 (313 amino acids)
Biological process (GO): catechol-containing compound metabolic process
Molecular function (GO): catechol 1,2-dioxygenase activity; ferric iron binding
Source: RefSeq, a predicted model, not a curated record
AUGUCUACCAACUCGCGAUUCGAUCCCAACUUCACUCCCUAUGUGGUCAACGCCAUGGGACCCAAGACUGACGCUCGCGCGCGUGUGGUUUUGGGCUCGCUGAUCAAGCACAUCCACGACUUUGCUCGUGAGGUCGAGCUGACCCCGGCCGAGUGGAUGCUCGGCGUCGAGUUUAUUAACUCCAUUGGCAAAAUUAGUACUCCUAUCCGUAACGAAUGCCACCGUAUCUGCGACGUUAUUGGUCUUGAAUCUCUCGUCGACGAGAUUGCCAACAAGAUCGUCACCGAGCAGGGAUUAUCCCCUACCUCCAACGUCAUUCUCGGCCCCUUCUGGUCGCCCAGUGCUCCCUUCCGUAACCUCGGUGACAGCAUCAUCCAGAACCCCAACCCAAACGGCAAGGUCACCUUCAUGCACGGUGUCCUCACAGACAUGGAGACGGGCAAGCCAAUUGCGGGCGCCGUCCUCGAUAUCUGGCAGGCCUCGGCCAACGGCCAAUACGAUUUUCAAGAUCCAGCGCAGACCGAGAACAAUCUCCGCGGGAAAUUCACUUCAAAUGAAAAGGGAGAGUUCUGGUGGUACUGCUACCAUCCUACUCCCUACUCCCUGCCCACCGACGGCCCUGCCGGUGUGCUGCUUAAUGUCAUGGACCGCUCCCCCAUGCGCCCUGCUCAUAUCCAUCUUAUGAUCACCCACCCCGACUACGCCACUGUCAUCAACCAGAUUUACCCCAGCGACGACCCCUUCCUCAACAUCGACUCAGUCUUUGCCGUCAAGGACGAUCUAGUCGUUGAUUUCAAACCCAGGACUGGCGACCCCAAGGCCGAGCUCGACCUCGAGUACAACGUUACCUUGGCUCUCAAGAAGCACCACCCCAACCCCAACUCCGCUCCCCCUGUUUCCUCCUUUGAGCGCAGCAAGGAGAAGAGCGCUGCUCGAAUCUAA